Messenger RNA from Auxenochlorella protothecoides, 3183 nucleotides. RefSeq names its product DnaJ-like protein subfamily B member 4. The transcript is spliced from 13 exons. The record is from RefSeq and is a predicted model, not a curated record. The coding region runs from base 1 to 3183 and encodes 1060 amino acids. Lineage: Eukaryota; Viridiplantae; Chlorophyta; Trebouxiophyceae; Chlorellales; Chlorellaceae. Gene Ontology annotation, molecular function: glycerophospholipid phospholipase A1 activity. Gene Ontology annotation, biological process: protein folding; lipid metabolic process.
AUGCACCAGCUGGCCCAGGAGACCGUGGAGCGGGCGUUGCAGAUCGACACGAGCCAGGUGGGCGGGGCCCAGGCGGACCUGUCCUCCGCGCUGCGGCCCGCAAGCCUGCUGGAGCUGCGCUACGUGCGCCUGCUGAGCAGCCUGUCGGCCCUGAGCUACGGGCUGUCGGCCUGGAAGCCGGGUUGGCUGGCCCGCAGGCACGGCCUCACCCUGGUGGCCACCUCCACGGCCUGCGCUGCGGCGCUGGCCACGCCCGGCGGCCAGGCGCUCGCGGCCGCCGGCGACUCCGACGCGAUGGCCCCUGAGCCGGCGCUGGUGCGACAGCGCUGCGCGGCGCUUGCGCCCCGGGAGGCCGAGCACGAGGGGGAGGAUGCCACACCAGGCGGGGCCGCGGGUUCAACCGACACGGCCACCCGCCCCGGCAUCGACCGCUGGUACGUGGCCGACUGCGCGCGUACGGGGGUGCGCUACGUCGUGCUGCAGGGGUCGGACACCCUGGACCACUGGCGCGUGAACCUGACCUUUGACCCCGUGCCCUUCGAGGGCGCCGAGCUGGGCACCCAGGUCCACCGCGGCGUCUACGAGCUGGCGUGCGCGCUGUACCCCGUCUUCCUACCCCUCGUGCGCGAGCACGUGAUGGCAGCGGCGACAGACUCGCCCGGCGCGCCGCCACGCCGCCUCGCCUUCACGGGGCACUCGCUGGGCGGCAGCGUGGGCGUGGUGCUGUCGCUGAUGCUGGUGGCGCGCGGCGAGCUGGCGCCGCGCCACCUGGCGCCGGUCUACACCUUUGGCGCACCCGCGGUGCUGCACGACGGCACAAACGACGGCCUGCUGUGCGCGCUGGGCCUGGACGAGGGCGCCGUGCGCGGCGUCACCAUGCACCGCGACAUCGUGCCCCGUGCCUUUGCCUGCGACUACGCGCCCCUGGCCGAGGUCCUGCGGCGCCUCUCCGCCGCCUUCCGGGGCCACGGCGGGCUGGCGCCGGGCGCCGGACGCCAGGCCAUGUACCGCCACGUGGGGCGCCUGUACGUGCUGCAGCCGCCGGCGGAGCUGCGUUUCACGGCGCGCGAGGGCUACCACCCGCUCCUGCCGGCCGCGCCCGGCCUCUUCCGCUUCGUGGCGCCCGGCGGUGGUACGCGGGGGGCGACCGCCCGUGCUGGCCCUGCACCCUCGUCCACCGCACCCAGCACCAAGCCCUGCACCCGGCCGGACUCCCUGGCAAACGCGGUGUGGGCCUUCAUGAACGACACCCAUCCGCUGGACACGCUGGCGGACCCGGCGGCCUACGGUCACGCCGGCAGCAUCUCCCGCUUCCACAACCCGGACAACUACACCCGCGCCUGCGGCGCGGUCCUGCGCUGCGCCGGCGCCAGGCUCGAGCGCAUCACCGAUCCAGUGGCGUUCCAGAAGAUGCUUGCCGACAUGAAGGCCAAGGCUGAAGAGCAAAGGUUGCUGGCUGCCAAGAGGGAAGCAGAGCGUGCAAAACGGGAAGGUGCCAACUACAAACCUGGCGCCUCAGAAAGCAUUCCAGCCAGGGCUGCUGACGAGGUAGAGGCGGUCGGGAGGAAGGUCGAUGCCCAGAGAGAUUACUAUGCCACGCUGGGGAUCGAAAGCUGUGCCGCAGUGGCGGAGAUCAAGGCGGCUUACAAGAAGCUGGCCCUGCUGUACCACCCAGACAAGCACAAGGCCGAGGACGCUGAGCAGCAGGCCGCCAUUGCCGACAAGUUCCGGGAGGCCGCCGAGGCAUUCGAGGUGCUUUCCGACGAGCGCUCGCGAGCCCUGUAUGACAAAGUCAGGGACUACCAGGGCGCCAACCCCGGGCGGGGCCUACCCCUCCUGAGCCGGGAGGAGGCUGCCAUGAUGGCCUCCGGGGCCGCUGAGCUGGCGCGCCUGCGGCGGCUGGGCACCAAGCACAUCAAGCACGCGCCCAGCGCACGCAGCGUGGCCCUGCCCCUCGAGCAGCUCAACUCCGGGUGCAUGAAGACGGUGACCUUCUCUCGCCGGCGGGUGGACGACCACGGCAUCGAGUACAGCUCCACCCGGAGCUUCUACCUUGUCAUCAGGAAGGGCUCGCACCAGGGGGACGUCCUGACCUUUGAGAGCGAGGGCGACGAGACGGUGGACACGCAGCCCGGAGACUUGCUGGUCACACUGGCGGCGGAGCCCCACCCCAGGUUCAGGCGCUCAGGCCCCAAGGACCUGGAGACCUUUUGCGGCCUGCUCCCCGCCGCCCAGUUUUUCGCAGCCGUAGAGGUUCCCACCCCCUCUGGCGCGCCGCGCACGCUAUGCGCCCGCAUCCUGCCCCAGCUGCUCGCCUCGGGCGGCGCGGGGGGCACCUGGGUGGGCACCGUCCGGGGCCAGGGCCUGUUCGACCACGACGACCCUUGGGGCGCGCCGCCAGGCGACCUGAGGGCCUGCCUGCGCUACCCGGCGCUGAGGCUGAGACCCGGCAGCGUGCGCGUCGCGGCGAGGCCCGGGCUGCUGUUGCUUUUUGGCAGCGCCAGCGAUCCCAUCUCCGGCGCCGCGUUGGGGGGCCUUCUGGCCGCCCAGCUUGCCCACGAGGCACUGACCCAGGACCUGCGGGAGGGGGAGGGCGAGGGGGCAUGCAGCGUCGAGCUGCUGGAUGAGGAAAUGGCGGCGCUAGAGAGCGCAGACGCUCUGGUCCUUGUCUCCGCUGAGUCGGGCGAGGGCUCGGAGGGCGGCGCGGGGGCAAUGGGCGUGACGACCCCGAUGGGCAGAGUUCCAGCUCCAGACCUGUCAGCCUCGCCCAGCGGUGCACGCGCCUCAACCCCCUUUACACCUCCCCCACCCCUCCUCCUGCGGACCCUGCUGGCGCCGCUGCUGGCCAGGGGCGCGGCGGUGGCCGGCAUGGGCGGAGCCCUACCGCUCCUGCACUCCGCCGGAGUACUGCCCUGGUACUGCGCAUGCGCGGGCGAGGCGGACGGCGGCUGGCGCGGCCUGCACCGAGAGGCGCAGCGCUCGGCGGUGCCCUGCGUGGGCGUGGCGGCGGGGGCGGGAUACCGCGUCGAUGCGCUCACGGGCGAAGCGCACGCGAUCGUGGCCCCUGGCACCGACGCCCUGGUGGCGGCGGCCAGCUGGGAGGCGGGACCGGGGGAGCCGCAGGGCUUUGAAGCGGACGAGGACCGGGGGUUUCUCCUCGCUCUGGAGCCGGGGGCAGCCUGA